Messenger RNA from Carica papaya (papaya), 892 nucleotides. NCBI's taxonomy places the organism in Eukaryota, Viridiplantae, Streptophyta, Magnoliopsida, Brassicales, Caricaceae. The record is from RefSeq and is a predicted model, not a curated record.
UGGGAGACCGAAGAAUGAGCAGCGGCAAGGUUUAGACAAAAUGUCCCAGUUUUGGAGGCCGGGAACGGAGAAGCCUCGGUUCGUCGACGAUGAAGAAGGCGGCGUCGUUUUUCUCUCUCCUUCUGCUACCUCCUUUUCCUCUACAUAUGGGCAUGCCAGUAUUGAGAAGCAGAGGCAGAGACUGCCUGUUUAUAAGUAUAAAACAGCUAUUCUCUAUUUGGUUGAAACUCAUGCUACUACCAUUAUUGUCGGCGAGACGGGUAGUGGCAAAACUACUCAAAUUCCUCAGUACCUCAAAGAAGCGGGCUGGGCAGAUGGGGGGCAUGUUGUGGCUUGUACCCAGCCAAGAAGACUAGCUGUCCAGUCAGUUGCUUCUAGAGUAGCUGAAGAAAUGGGGGUCAAGCUUGGAGAGGAAGUUGGCUACACAAUUCGAUUUGAAGAUCUUACUAAUCCAGCUGUAACUAUGAUAAAAUUUCUCACUGAUGGGGUUUUACUAAGAGAAAUGAUGGACGAUCCUUUAUUGUCGAAGUAUAGUGUCAUUAUGGUUGAUGAGGCUCAUGAAAGGUCUAUUUCAACUGAUAUUUUACUAGGCCUCCUGAAAAAGAUCCAACGGCGGCGCCCUGAUUUGCGCCUAAUUAUCUCGUCAGCUACAAUUGAAGCAAAAUCGAUGUCUAAUUUCUUCCAGUCCAGGAUUAAUCAUUCUUCCUUUAUAUCCCGGACUUUCACGAGCAGAUCAGGAGCUGGUAUUUUCACCCACUCCUGGUGGCAAGAGGAAAGUAGUGAUAUCAACAAAUAUUGCCGAGACAUCAUUGACUUUGGAGGUAUGGACUUAUUAGCAAGGCUUGUGAAAUUGGUUCCUUGUCAGUCAUCAGGAAUUGCAUCAUUUAGAUAG